AUGGCUGGGCUCUUCCUUAUGGCAUGCUACUGGCCCGAAAUUCAAGCUGCAAAGGCGAUAGAUAUCGCUGAGCACGGAACGCCCGUAUACAAUGGCGGUGUAGCAUCUAUUCUUUGUUCGUUUCCUAAUGCCAACCAAACGAAUCAAGGCUACCUCUUCUUCCAGGAAUUCUUUGUCGAUAGCUUCAUUGGGAUAAUUAUCUGGGCGUGCUUGGAUCCAGCAAAUCCUUUCGUGACUCCAGCAAGUGUCCCUUUCGUUAUUGGCUUCGCAUACACUUCGAUGAUAUUGGGCUUCGCUGCAAAUACCCUUUCUACAAACCUAGCAAGGGAUCUGGGUACACGAAUCGUGGCGGCAAUCUUCUUUGGCGGUGAAGCAUUCAGCUUUGGUAAUGGAUAUAGUUGGAUAAGUAUUCUGGUUAAUGUUCCAGCCACAAUAUUUGCCACGGGAUAUUAUGAAAUGCUGAUGAGGGACUCGCUACAAAAGAUCGCGGCAGGACAUGCGAAGCAUGAGGAUGGGGAUGAUGGACUGACGAGCGAGAUGGGUUCCAUGAAUGCGACGAUCACGAAGAAGAGUGACGAGGUUGUUUGA
Messenger RNA from Lithohypha guttulata, 588 nucleotides. RefSeq lists its product as uncharacterized. The record is from RefSeq and is a predicted model, not a curated record. The transcript is spliced from 2 exons. NCBI's taxonomy places the organism in Eukaryota, Fungi, Ascomycota, Eurotiomycetes, Chaetothyriales, Trichomeriaceae. Bases 1 to 588 code for a protein of 195 amino acids. Gene Ontology annotation, biological process: glycerol transmembrane transport; water transport. Gene Ontology annotation, cellular component: plasma membrane. Gene Ontology annotation, molecular function: glycerol channel activity; water channel activity.